Molecule: messenger RNA, 468 nt
Organism: Psammomys obesus (fat sand rat)
Lineage: Eukaryota; Metazoa; Chordata; Mammalia; Rodentia; Muridae
Gene: Pspn
Product: persephin
Exons: 2
Coding region: 1-468 (155 amino acids)
Molecular function (GO): glial cell-derived neurotrophic factor receptor binding; growth factor activity; receptor tyrosine kinase binding
Source: RefSeq, a predicted model, not a curated record
AUGGCUGCAGGAAGACUUCCAAUCAUGUUUCUACUCCUGUCCUUGCACCUGGGCCUCGGCUGGGUUGCUGAUGCUCAAGAGGCUCCUGUGGCAGAUGACCGCUCAUCCGAGGAGAUGGCAGAGACUAAAGGGACCUGGAAUCCCCAUCGGGGUAAUAACCAUGUCCGCCUCCCAAGAGCCCUGGCUGGUCCAUGCCAGCUGUGGAGCCUGACCCUGCCUGUGGCUGAGCUGGGCCUGGGCUAUGCCUCAGAGGAGAAGGUCAUCUUCCGAUACUGUGCUGGCAGCUGUCCCCGAGAGGCCCGAACCCAGCACAGCCUGGUGCUGGCCCGGCUGCGAGGGCAGGGUCGAGCCCACGGCCGACCCUGCUGCCAGCCCACCAGCUAUACUGAUGUGACCUUCCUGGACGAUCGUCACCGCUGGCAACAGCUGCCUCAGCUCUCAGCCACUGCUUGUGGCUGUGGUGGCUGA